CUCAAGGUUGUUUCUGAGAUCACCUUGGUGACACUUUCAAAGUUGCUUAUCGUCUCACUAUUUUUAGUGGUUAAUCUAGCUGAGCGUGGAAUUCUCAAAAAAUGAUAGAUCUAAGUGGAUAUGUCUGUCUUGUCACGGGAGCUACUCGGGGUAUUGGAAAGGGUGUGGCGGUAGCUUUGGGAAAGUGUGGGGCUACAGUGUAUAUUACUGGUCGAACGUUAAAGACUCCCAAUGACGGUGUCGGGGGUAGUUUACAAGAAACUACGGACGAUAUCAAUAAAUACGGUGGUAAAGCUAUUCCUGUUGUUGUGGAUCACUCAAAUGAAACCCAAGUGACAGACUUAUUUAAUCGAAUCAGUCGAGAACAAAAUGGACGUUUGGAUAUCUUAGUGAAUAAUGUUUACAGUGCUGUCUCCUUCAUAAGUCAAAAUAUUAAGAAACCAUUUUAUGACAUCAGAAACGUAUCUCCAGGAGAAGCUUGGGACAUAGUAAAUAACACUGGUUUGAAAAAUCACUAUAUAUGUUGUGUUUUGGCCACUCGAAUGAUGAUUGAGCAUCAAACAAAGUCAGACACAAAUUCAUCUCGACCUGGAUUAAUUGUAAAUAUCACGUCUGUUGGUGCGAAAACUUAUCUCUUCAAUGUGGCUUAUGGGACAGGAAAAGCAGCACUUGAUCGCAUGACCAAGGAUAUGGCCAAAGAGUUGAAACGUGCGAAUGUUAAUAUAUCUAUUGUUGGAGUUGCACCUGGAUUAGUACGUACGGAACAUAUGUUGAAUUUUGCGGACAAAGGAUCUCUACAACUCGACUUAAAUAACAGUGAAUCACCUGAAUUAACUGGUCGUGUGAUAUCGCAGCUGGCUUCUGAACCGUCGAAAAGACUACUCUCUCGGUCAGGUCAAGUAAUGAACGUUUGUGAUUUAGCGGAAGAGUUUGGCAUAAAGGAGGAUGAUGGUCGUGCAAUCACCAAUCUACGGUCCAUUAAAUUUCUCCUUUCACAUUCUGGCUUUUCUAUAGCGAAAUUUAUUCCCAGUUUUAUUAAAGUUCCAGAAUGGUUAUUCGACAUAAUAUUGAAGUACAAAUAAGAAAAGUUAUACUGCCUUUUUUCUCUCUUAUCUUGAAACUUUUUUUGUUUUGUUUUUUAUACUGUUACCAGACUCAGUGAUUUUUUUUUUAUUAUAAUCAUUUCAGUAAAAUUAUCAACUCGACGAAAAACUUUUUUUGAUUUGAAUAUCCUACUUUUUGAUUUUUCUGGGAAAAUAAUUAAUUCAGUUUAAAA
Molecule: messenger RNA, 1276 nt
Organism: Trichobilharzia szidati
Lineage: Eukaryota; Metazoa; Platyhelminthes; Trematoda; Strigeidida; Schistosomatidae
Source: the annotation of a GenBank genome assembly